Molecule: messenger RNA, 2509 nt
Organism: Carcharodon carcharias (great white shark)
Lineage: Eukaryota; Metazoa; Chordata; Chondrichthyes; Lamniformes; Lamnidae
Product: synaptic vesicle glycoprotein 2B-like
Exons: 12
Coding region: 1-2145 (714 amino acids)
Biological process (GO): chemical synaptic transmission; transmembrane transport
Cellular component (GO): membrane
Molecular function (GO): transmembrane transporter activity
Source: RefSeq, a predicted model, not a curated record
AUGGAUGACGGAUUUGGGAAUAAUUCAAACUUCUUUCAAGGAGCCAAGGAUAUCGCCUACGAGGCCAAGAGGCAAGGCAGGAUGCAAGACUCUUACACACGGUAUGAAGGUGGUGGGGAGCAUGCCUCUCAGGAUGGGGGAUAUUACCAGGGUGAUGAGCCCCAUGCACAGGAAGAUGCUGACAGUGAUGCCACGGAAGGGCAUGAUGAAGACGAUGAAAUCUACGAGGGGGAGUACCAGGGGAUCCCACACCCUGAUGAUAUUAAAGCCAAUCGGAUGGCAGCAACUCAACCCAUUCCUGAUGAAUACAGGGACCAAGCAGAUCUCAUUGCUGAACGUAUGAAGGAUGAGGAGCAGCUGGCACAUCAGUAUGAGUCAAUCAUUGAGGAGUGUGGACAUGGACGCUUUCAGUGGACACUCUUCUUUAUCUUGGGAUUAGCGCUGAUGGCUGAUGGAGUAGAAGUGUUUGUGGUAGGCUUUGUACUUCCCGUGGCCGAAAGGGACAUGUGCAUGUCAAAUUCCAACAAAGGAAUGCUAGGCUUGAUAGUAUAUUUGGGGAUGAUGGUAGGAGCCUUCAUCUGGGGCGGUCUGGCAGACAAAAUGGGCAGAAGAUAUUGUCUGAUCAUUGCCCUCAGCAUCAAUGGAGUCUUUAUCAUCUUCUCAUCGUUUGUCCAGGGCUAUGGCAUGUUCCUGUUCUGCCGACUACUUUCAGGAGCUGGUAUCGGUGGCUCCAUUCCCAUCGUCUUCUCCUAUUUCUCCGAAUUCUUGUCUCGUGAAAAACGAGGGGAACAUCUCAGCUGGCUCUGCAUGUUCUGGAUGGUUGGUGGGGUUUAUGCAUCGAUAAUGGCCUGGAGUGUCAUCCCACAUUACGGCUGGGGUUUCAGCAUGGGCACAUCCUUUCAGUUCCACAGCUGGCGCUUAUUUGUCGUAGUGUGUGCCCUGCCAAGUCUCUCUUCCCUAAUUGGCCUCCUGUUCAUGCCAGAAAGCCCACGCUACUUACUAGAGAUUGGGAAGCAUGAUGAAGCCUGGAUGAUUCUAAAACAGAUUUACGAUACAAACAUGAGGGCCAGAGGACACCCUGAAGCUGUCUUCACGGUUUCCCAUAUAAAAACCCCAAUACAAAUGGAUGAAUUCAUCGAGAUUCAGAGCUCAACUGGAACUUGGUUCCAGCGUUGGUUGGUCAGGAUCAUGACUGUUGUGAAGCAGGUUUGGCAGAACAUGUUGCUUUGUUUUACACCCAAGUACAGGAUGACGACUCUGUUCCUGGCAGUGGUUUGGUUCACCUUGUCCUUCAGCUACUAUGGACUGACAGUGUGGUUCCCGGACAUGAUCAAGUACUUUCAAAAUGAAGAGUAUGAAUCCAAAAUGAAGACAUUUCAUCAGGAGCGAGUUGAAGACUUCACAUUUAACUUCACACUGGAGAAUCAGUUUCAUACAGAGGGAGAAUACAUCAAUGUCAGAUUCAUUGGGAUUAAAUUCAAAUCUGUGACCUUUGAAGAUUCCCUGUUUGAGGAAUGCUACUUUGAAGAUAUCACAUCAACAAACACUUACUUCAAGAACUGCACUUUUACAGCGACUAUCUUUUAUAACACAGAUCUCUUCAAGACAAGAUUUGCUCACAGCAGGUUUAUAAAUAGCACUUUCCUCCACAAUAAGGAAGGCUGCCAGAUUGACUUCAGUGAUGAUGCUGAAACUGCCUUUCUUACUUACUUGGUCAGUUUCCUGGGGUCCUUGGCUGUGUUGCCGGGAAACAUUGUGUCCGCACUGUUUAUGGACAAGUUUGGAAGGAUUAAGAUGAUUGGAGGAUCCAUGCUGUUGUCGACCAUCACCUGCUUCUUCCUGUUUUUCGGCAAUAGCGAGUCAGCCAUGAUUGGAAUGCAGUGUCUGUUCUGUGGGGUCAGUAUAGCUGCGUGGAAUGCACUGGAUGUGAUCACAGUGGAACUCUAUUCCACAGAUAAAAGGGCAACUGCAUUUGGUAUUCUGAAUGGACUGUCCAAGUUUGCUGCAAUACUGGGCAUAUCAAUAUUUGCCUCAUUUGUGGAGAUAACUAAGGUGAUUCCUAUCCUGUUGGCUUCCAUUGCAUUAGUAGCAGGUGCCCUGCUUGGUCUCCGACUUCCUGAGACUCGGGACCAAGUUCUGAUGUGAUGGGCCCUCCAAACUCUUCUGGACUCACAGUAUAUGCACAGCUGCUAACCACUGUCCUUAUAGCCUAAAGCAUCCACUCUACCAUCUGUGCUUUCUGUGACUGGACAUACUUGUGCUCUCUGUACACUCAAAAUGGUUUCACAAAACUAGUUACCACGUAUUUACAGAAGUUGUCCUGUACACCUACCCCAUAAGGCUGAGAUGGGGAAGAUCGGAAACCAUCGGAAGUGUUUUCAUUGUUGACUGUUGUGCACUUCAAAUUUCACGGUAACCUGUUGUUGUGGCUCUUUUCUCCUUUGCUAAUCAUACAUACUUUCCCUGUAAUUGGAUUUUCCCUUUUAAAGGAUAAGCUUUUGGAUACCAA